AUGCGCCCGCCCACGGGGCCAGCUCCGGCGACGGUGCUACGCCUUGCUGCGAAGAAUCGACCCGGAGCCUGCAGCUGCCGCUUCGAUGCCUUGCGGCGCAGUCCGCUCGCUCAGGCCCGCGCAAUCUCCAGGCUACAAAGACCGGCGCACGCCCGCUCGUCGCCCACGCUCUUCUUCGGUCGCCAAACCCGCGCCAUCUUCUCGGGCAAGCCGCUACCGCAAGCCAACUCCUGGAUUCUCAACUUCUGCUAUAGGGCUGCCGCCUGGGUCGGCAUAUCCAUUACCGUCGUCGGCGUCGGCGUUCUUGGCUUCUUCCUCUACGACGCGAGCACCUAUAAGGAGCAUGCCACCCAGAGCGACAUCGAUGUCUCCCAGCUGGCCCUUCAGCCGCGCCGCGGCGGACCCAAGAACCUACCCAUUGCCGAGGUUUUCAUCGACGACGACGAUUGCGACGAGAAGAAGCGCACCAAGGACAAGCCCAAGCUCGUCGUGCUCGGUGGCGGCUGGGGCGGUGUUGCCCUUCUCAAGGAGCUGAACCCCGACGACUAUCAUGUCACCGUCAUAUCGCCCGCCAACUACUUCCUCUUCACACCAAUGCUGCCCUCGGCUACGGUAGGAACGCUCGAGCUUCGGUCUCUUGUCGAACCCAUUCGCCGCAUUCUGAGUCGCGUCCACGGCCACUUUGUUCGCGCCAAGGCAGAAGACAUCAGCUUCUCCGACAAGCUCGUUGAGGUCUCCCAGUUAGAUCCGCAGGGCAAGGAAGUGCGCUUCUACGUGCCCUACGACAAACUUGUAAUUGCCGUCGGUUCAGUCACAAACCCUCACGGGGUCAAGGGGCUCGAGAACGCCUUUUUCCUCAAGGACAUCGAUGACGCCCGCAAGAUCCGCAACAAAGUCAUACACAAUCUCGAGCUUGCAUGCCUCCCAACGACGCCCGACGAUGAACGUCGGCGUCUCCUUUCAUUUGUCAUCAGCGGCGGUGGUCCUACGGGCGUUGAGUUUGCCGCCGAGUUGUUUGACUUGCUCAACGAAGACCUGACCCGCCACUUCCCGCGCUUGCUGAGAAAUGAGAUUUCUGUUCACCUCAUUCAGAGUCGCAGUCACAUCCUCAACACGUAUGACGAGACCGUGUCCAAGUACGCUGAGGAGCGCUUCGCUCGUGAUCAGGUUGGGGUCCUCACCAACUCGAGGGUGAAGGAGGUGCAGCCUGAUAAGAUCAUUUUCACGCAAAAGCAAGAGGACGGUAGCCUCGUCACCAAGGAGCUUCCAAUCGGCUUCUGCCUGUGGUCCACUGGUGUCUCGCCCACUGCUCUCAGCCAGAAGUUGUCGCAGAAGCUGGGAGACUUUCAAACGAAUCGCCACGCCCUCGAAACAGACACCCACUUGCGCCUCAAUGGCACGCCUCUUGGCGAUGUCUACGCCAUUGGAGAUUGCUCCACAGUUCAGAACAAUGUCGCCGAUCACAUCAUCACCUUCUUACGAGCUCUUGCUUGGAAGCGAGGCAAAGACCCCGAGACUCUGCAGCUGCACUUUAGUGACUGGCGUCAGGUCGCUCAAGACGUCAAGAAGCGGUUUCCUCAGGCGGUCAACCAUUUGAAGCGCCUGGACAAGCUCUUUGCCGAGUUCGACAAGGAUCAGUCUGGCACGCUCGACUUUGGCGAGCUGCGCGAGCUGCUGAAGCAGAUCGACAGCAAGCUGACGUCCCUGCCGGCCACGGCUCAGCGCGCCCAUCAGCAAGGGCAUUACUUGGCGCAAAAGUUCAACAAGCUGGCCCGCCUGUCGGAAGGCUUGUCCGCCAACGACAUCCGUGAGGGUGACGUGGACGCGGCUGUGUACAAGGCCUUCGAGUAUCAUCAUCUCGGCAGCCUAGCAUACAUUGGAAACUCUGCGGUGUUCGACCUUGGCGAGGGAUGGAGCGUGGCUGGUGGCCUUUGGGCAGUCUAUGCCUGGCGGUCCGUGUACUUUGCGCAGAGCGUGAGCUUCCGGACCCGAUCGCUGAUGGCCAUGGAUUGGGCCAAGAGAGGCCUGUUUGGACGAGACUUGAUGAGCUUCUGA
This is a messenger RNA of Purpureocillium lilacinum, 2055 nucleotides long. RefSeq lists its product as uncharacterized. NCBI's taxonomy places the organism in Eukaryota, Fungi, Ascomycota, Sordariomycetes, Hypocreales, Ophiocordycipitaceae. Gene Ontology annotation, molecular function: calcium ion binding; NADH dehydrogenase activity. The record is from RefSeq and is a predicted model, not a curated record.